AUGUCGGCCGAUCCCCCUGCUAACCUCCAGGUCUUCUCGCCUACAGGGUCCGGCCGCUCGAGUCCCGUACCGCGGGCCUCGCGCGCUGCCGCCGAAGAGCCGCUGUACAAGAAAGAAAAAGGAUUCCGACGGUAUGCGGCCGGUGUCGAGCGCGCCCUCGCCCUCUGGGACUCGGCCCAGCAAGAAUGGGCCGACUAUAUUUCGUUCCUGGGAAGGCUGCUGAAGGCCCUGCAAGCGCACCCCUCAGACAUACCCGUCAUACCCCAUAGCGAUACUGUCGCACUGCGAUUAGCGCAGUGCUUGAAUCCAACAUUGCCCUCGGGCGUCCACCAGAAAGCUCUCGAAGUCUAUGACUACAUCUUCUCUACCAUCGGUAAAGACACCCUCGCCCGUGACCUCAACCUGUACUUUCCCGGUCUUGCCCCUGUCCUCUCCUUUGCCUCGCUUUCGGUUCGUCCGCUGUAUCUCGCUCUCUUUGAGAAGCACAUUCUGAGGCUCGACGGAGCUGCGCUUCGCCCGGCAUUGAAAGCCAUUAUACUAUCGCUUCUCCCUGGCCUGGAAGAUGAGACCAGCGAAGACUUUGAGCACAUGGUGUCUGCGACGGAGAAACUGCGCAAUGCUGUCCACGAAGACCCGGACGAAGUGGCAGAUUCAAAGACUGCCAGCGGCUCGUCUCAUUUCUGGCAGUGUUUCUUCCUGGCUACAAUCACCAAUGCAUCCAGAAGGCAAGGCGCGCUUGCAUUCCUCGUGCGCCGCUUGCCCAAGUUCGGACGGCCAAACCGCCGCAACGCUCCAUCAGAUGCCUCAAUGCCGUCUGAAAACCCAUCAGCCGAAGCCGAGGCUGCCACGUCCCCGGAGCCAGGUCUCUUGAUCCGGUGCUUUGAGUCUGGCCUUUCUGACCCGCAAAUACUCAUACAACGCGGAUUUCUCGAUUUACUCGUCACUCAUCUGCCUCUUGAUUCACCUGUCCUUCAGGAGCGUGUUGGAAAGGGGGACCUGGAACGGCUUGUGGCAGCGGCCGCUGGCGUAGUAUCGCGAAGAGAUAUGAGUCUGAAUCGCCGGCUCUGGGCGUGGUUCCUUGGUCCUGAGCCUGCGGCAUCUGAAGGCAACGAGGGCCUCAACUCUCCCAUGUUGGACAACCAGAACGCUUCCGCUGACCCUUCUGCACAUCAAGCUGCCUUCUUCUCACAAUAUGGUCUUGAGGCACUCACAAAUAGCGUGCUGAAGAUGAUAAACCGACGUAGCGAAAUACCCACGGAGCGAGCGCGUCCUUUUAGAGUCUGCCUGUCCCUCAUGGAUCGUUGGGAGGUGGGUGGGCUGAUUGUGCCUGAGAUUUUCCUCCCAGCUUUGCAGAGUGUUCAUUCGUACAGCGAAACUGCCUCGCGGGAUCAAGUCGACGAAGUAGUGAGAAGCGCCAGUGCCUUCUUUGAUGGCGUCGACAGCGGCCUGAUUUGGGGUAAGCUUAUCCAACUCAUCACAUCUUCGCUGCAGACCGAUGCGGCUUCUCGUAACGACGCCCUGCGCAAGAUGAAGCUGGCAAAGUUCAUUCUUGCGCGUUUCAACCUCAAAGAAGAGGAUAUGCUCCUACACCACAUGCCCUUGAUGGUCCUAUCGACACUCAUAUGCCUCAACCAGUCUCCCGACGUGGCCGACAUGUCACCAGCAGAUAGAGAAGUCAGGAGUCUUGCUCUGGAGAUUGUAGACUCGCUGGUUCAGAUUGUACCAGACCGCUCGUUCCAAGGGGGCCAAGCAACGGACCAACAACUAUUGGAAGCCAUCAAGACGGCUCCUUCAAACGCGUCUCAAAAGAUUCAAGGGUUUUAUGAGGAAUCCCACGGGAGUCUUGACACGGUGGAUCCUCCCUUCGACUCAAGGCAGUUGGGGCAAAUUGUUCUCCGUGAGGCCUCGCGCAUGCUCAGUGGGGUCUUGCAAUCGCGCGGUUCUCAGACUGCUUCCGAGGCAUCUUCCAGGAUUCUUGCGAAUUUGAUAUUCAAAACCCAGUGCAUGAAGGCUAUUCAAGAGACUGAUCUGCCGGCGGUAUUUGGAAAGAUUCUGGAAAUGCCUGAUAGCUCCAAGUCUAUCCCGCCGUUUCCUCAGUUGAGCGCCAUGACUAGUGUCCUGUUUGCACUCCAGACUGCACUUCCAUCCGGGCCUUGUAUUACACCAUCUCAACUAUCCGAGCUUGUCUACCCUCUGGUUGAGUAUUCUUGGGAAUACCUCUCGCCAACACUACCCAAGUAUCAUGUCGAGACUGCUCGGUGCUUGCUGUUGCUGCACUCCAUGGCCCCGGCAAGUCGCAUGGUUGAGAGUGCGAUAUCCUCCAUCAUUGUAAAGCAAAUGCCGCGAACUCUUGUGUCAGAGGGCUCUUCCAACUGCGCUCGACGAUUCGCCACACUAUGGACACACAUCAUGCAUGAGCUGAGCCUGCAGGCAGAGAAACGCCCAAACGUCUCGCGCCGAACGAGCGCCAUUGCUCUUCCCAUCUCGGUGCCUGCUAGCGAAUUCCAUGCCGUCUUGACAAGACCGCUGCUGUUGCUUCUGGACACGCUAGCAGAUGAAGAGUCGGAAACAUCGACAUUUAUGCAGAGUUGGCUGCAAGAUCUGCCAAGUUUAAACCGGGUCAUCGAGGUGCUGACAGUACACAUCCGGUCUAUGAACUGCUUGGCAGCAUCGGGCAGUCUGAAGCCUGAGCAAGCUGCAAAAGGACACCAGCGGCCAUCAAAAAGAGAUGACACCAAAGAGUGCCUGUAUUACCUCAGGCACAUCUCCAAUGUGGUCAAAAGACCGUCACAUUUCACCUGGGUAACGCUUGCUGAGAUGACUGUGGCUUCUUCAGAAGAGUCGUCAUCACGGAUGGCGAUCCAGGAAUGGCUUGUACGCACAUGCUUGGAGACGCUAUCGCUACAGGCCGGCACACGCGAAAAGGAUCUUGAGCCUCAUAUACAUGAGCUGCACAGGCUAUCUGUAUCGGUUAUAUCGCAAAUCUAUCGAAGCCCCUUUGCUGCUCCGCUUCGAGAGCUGGAGCUCGAAAUACCCCUUAUGAAUAGACUACGAUCAGCUAAUCCAUCCUUGCAGAGCCUGCUGCUGGGUGCAGAGCUGGCUGCACUGAGACUCCGCCUCACUCGUCCGCCAGAGCCGGCGCCUGAACCCAAGACGUCCAACCUUCCUACGAACCGCUCCCGACUAUCUUUGACGCUGCGCAGAGAAUCCGAAGACGAUGAGCCGGCGCCUGUCCCGCCACCUCCGCAGCUCAUCGAGUGCUUGAAGUUCGGCUUCUCAUCUCCAAGCAGUCGCUUCGUGCUUGAAGACUGGAUUCAUUUCCUUGUCGAGGUGCUGCCCAUGUUUGCCGACACGAUAUUCCAAAACCUGCUUCCCCUUGUCGAAUGUCUGUGCAAGCAGAUCAACAUUACCUUCAAUCAGCUCAAAUCCACCUUUUCGCAAAACGAGGCUCGCCGUGUGGUGUCACCCGAGUCGACACUGAUAUCGCUUAUGAACGGGCUGGAGCAAAUCCUAGCAAAGGCACACGAACGGCUGACGACGCAGGAAACGAAGGUGUCUGCCAGCAAAUCUCCUGAGCAGCCCCAGGGCUUUUUCAGCAACGUCGUGUCUGGCGUGUUCUCGUCUGAGAUUAACCAGACGCGUACCCCUACUGCGAACAGCCGGCUGACAGUUUUGCUCUGCUUCCAGGAUACGGUUCGAAUCUGCUUUUCCAUCUGGUCGUGGGGAGGCUACGGCCAAGGACAACAAGUGCAGGAUCCUACAUCGGCAUCAUCGUUUGCGUAUACAUCGCUGCGCAUGCGCAACCGGGCUCGGCGCACUCUGGAGCAUCUGUUUGACGCAGAAGCGCUCGAGUGUCUAGAGACGUUGGCAGUGCAGUGGGCCCACGCGGCACUCGACGACGUGCAGGGGGCAGCGAUUAUGGGGCUACUGAAUGUGCUCAAUGGCUCCAAGCCCAAACACACGAUCCCGGCGAUUUUCAACGCAGUGUAUAGCCGAACUGAUCCGGGAGCUCUGGAAGCCAGUAGAUUGUCCACUCUGACGUCUGACCUCACCGACACUGAACUGGUUGCUUUCCUUGUCGAAUACACCGACUCGCUCGAGGACGACGCCAUGGACGAGAUAUGGCAGGACUGCAUGCUGUUCCUGAAAGAUGUGCUUGCGAACCCGUUGCCGCAUCGACAGAUUCUGCCAAGCCUCCUUGAAUUCACGGGGGUUAUUGGGCAGAAGGUGGACAACACCAACUUUGGGGAGCAGCGAAGGAUGAGGAGGGAGCUUGCGGACAUCUUUGCCAGGAUUCUGACUGCAAUCUUCACGACGCGCUCCAUGGGUUAUCUGCAAGACUCGAAUCAGAGCACAGUGGAGAAGGCGACUGGGACAACAAACGGCAGCCGUGCACAGAAACGCGCGACGGACGUGGUGUCGAUCCUCACGAGCAUUGCACCCAAGCUGCCCAUCAUCCUGGUGGAGAACGAUCGGGUUACCAAGGUUGUAUCGGACAUUUCGACGUCUGUCAUUGGGCCGACGUUUCGCACCAAGGCGUUUCCGGAAAACGUGUCGAGGAGCAUGCUGGACCUGCUGCAUGGGCUGGUCAAGAUUGCGCAGAGCAACAAGCUGCUCAAGAAGGACAUUUACGAUGCCUUCAAUGACGCAAGGUUCUUCCACACGCCACUGCCCCUGAUGCAGGACGCAUGGCUGCCGAUUCUGGCGCAGUGGACGCAGUCGGACAAGGAGCGUGUGCCCGAGUUACUAGCGCGGCUAUCGGCCCCGACGAGCGCGGGCAUUGUGUUUGGAGUCGGGGCUACGUCUGCUCGGCAAGAAGCAGACCGCAAGACGCAGCUUACGCUACGGCGCAUUGCAUUACUCAUUCUGGGAAGCCCCGAGGAUGCGUUUACCUCCAACAUUGGGCAGAUUGUCGAGAAGCUUGUCGAGCUGCUCACUGCCACGCCGGCGUCGUCGCCGUCGUCGACGACUCGGGCCGAGGUGAUUAUCGUGGUGCGGGCUCUGAUGCUCAAGACGUCGGCCGUCCAUCUGGCGCCGCUGUGGCCAGUGGUCAACGGCGAGUUGACUUCUGUGCUGUCGGCACUCUUGCCCGAGGCAGCCAACAAGGAUCACUACAACAACGCGGGCAUCAUCCAGGGAUGCAAGUUGUUGGACGAGCUAGUGGUGCUGGAUCCGGACGACUUUCAGCUCAUGGAGUGGCUGUUUAUCACCGACACGAUUGACGCCGUGUACAAACCCAUGCACGCGCCGACAGUCAUGUCGCUCACCGACGAGAUCAACGAGGUGCUGACCAUGUCUUCCUCAGCGCCCGCAGCGCCGGUUGCGCCGCAUGGCGCAUCCGAGGCGGAUGAGGCCAAGCGAAGGCUGCUGCUCGACCCGCUGAUGGAGGCGCUGGAGAAGGAGGAGGGGGCAGCGGUGCUGGACAUGACGCGAGGCGAGCUGGUGAGCCGGGUGGUGAGGCCGUUCCUGGGCAACGUUGCGAUGAAUGCGUUUGAGGCGAGGUAUGGAGGAGGCAAGGCGGACUGGCAGGGCGUGUGGGCGAGCGUGGUGGCAGAUGCAGCGUCUUGA
Messenger RNA from Exserohilum turcica Et28A, 5568 nucleotides. RefSeq lists its product as uncharacterized. The record is from RefSeq and is a predicted model, not a curated record. The transcript has 5 exons. Gene Ontology annotation, cellular component: trans-Golgi network; endosome. Gene Ontology annotation, biological process: Golgi to endosome transport. The coding region runs from base 1 to 5568 and encodes 1855 amino acids. Lineage: Eukaryota; Fungi; Ascomycota; Dothideomycetes; Pleosporales; Pleosporaceae.